AUGGCUAGCAUCAAAACCAAGCGUAAGUGUCUUACCCUCGAUACCAAGAUGGAGAUCAUCCGGGCUGUGGAUGCGGGGGCAAAGAAAGCAGAGGUCGGUCGCCAGUACGCCAUCGUCUCAAGUACACUGUCAACCAUUUUGAAGAACCGAGAUGACAUCAAGUCAAGAUUUGAGUCGUCGAAGUUUCAACCGUCAAGAAAAAGAUGCCGCACUGCUUUGCUGGAAGAUGUUGAGGAGGCACUCCUACGGUGGUUUCAAGGGAUGCGCGCCAAAAAUCUUCCCGUCAACGGACUUCUCCUUCGCGAAAAAGCAGAGCGGCUGUCCGAGAUGUUGGGGCACGGGAACUUCCAAGCAAGCUCGGGUUGGCUUUCCCGAUUUAAAGAGCGGCACGGCAUUCUACACAAGCAGAUCUGCGGGGAAAGUGCCAGUGUUGACCCGACAUCUCUCACGACCUGGCUGAAAGAAACCCUUCCCGGCAUCAUCCGUGGCUACGAAGCCAAGGAUAUUUUCAACGCUGACGAGACUGGUCUUUUUUACCGCCUCACUCCAGACAAGACUUUGUCAUUUAAAGGUGAACAGUGUCAUGGUGGCAAGCAGAGUAAGGAGCGGAUGACGGUGAUGCUGUGUUCCAACAUGGAUGGUUCCGAGAAGCUCAAGCCACUUGUCAUCGGGAAGUUCAAGAACCCACGCUGCUUCAAGAAUGUUCAAUCUCUUCCGGUGACAUAUCGGGCCAACCGAAAGGCAUGGAUGGUCUCAGAUCUUUUCACCGAAUGGGUCCGGCGUUUGGAUCGAAAGUUUUCCCGCCAAAGUCGCAAGGUUCUUCUGUUCGUGGACAACUGCGCGGCUCAUCCAAAAGUUCAAAACCUUCAGGCCAUCACUCUGCAAUUCCUACCUCCAAACACGACUUCCCAUCUUCAACCCAUGGACCAAGGUGUCAUCAUGAACAUGAAAGUUCACUAUCGGAAGCAUUUAGUGAAAAGUCUCCUUCACAGCUAUGACUCAGGUGAAACUCCCAAACCUAUUGACGUUAAGCAGGCAAUUUAA
This is a messenger RNA of Asterias rubens (European starfish), 1044 nucleotides long. Its product is annotated as tigger transposable element-derived protein 4-like. NCBI's taxonomy places the organism in Eukaryota, Metazoa, Echinodermata, Asteroidea, Forcipulatida, Asteriidae. Gene Ontology annotation, molecular function: DNA binding. Gene Ontology annotation, cellular component: nucleus. The coding region runs from base 1 to 1044 and encodes 347 amino acids. The record is from RefSeq and is a predicted model, not a curated record. The transcript has a single exon.